Messenger RNA from Sipha flava (yellow sugarcane aphid), 1028 nucleotides. Its product is annotated as eukaryotic translation initiation factor 3 subunit G-like. Lineage: Eukaryota; Metazoa; Arthropoda; Insecta; Hemiptera; Aphididae. Gene Ontology annotation, molecular function: RNA binding; translation initiation factor activity. Gene Ontology annotation, cellular component: cytoplasm; eukaryotic translation initiation factor 3 complex. Bases 170 to 1018 code for a protein of 282 amino acids. The transcript is spliced from 3 exons. The record is from RefSeq and is a predicted model, not a curated record.
GAUGAUAACUUCGUGAUAUCUAAUCGUUGUCUCUCCUCUUUCCGCGCUCCUUUUUGCUUUUCCCUUAUAGACCAUCGAUUCUUGGUUAUUGUCUUAAAUCGGAUAAUACUUUCCGGACGAGAUUCGUUGUCGUCAAGUUAUUAUAUAGCGUGGGCACUUAAACGUCAACAUGCAGACCAAAGAUUUAAUAAAAGCUAGUUGGGCUGAUGAAGUUGAAGACCAUGAAGAGAAAACCACAUUGCCAGCUUCAAAGACUGAACACAUCGGAAACAAUAGGAUUAUCACGGAAUAUAGGUGGAACAAGGAUAAUAAAAAAGAAAAAGUCGUACGUACCUAUAAAAUUGAAAAACGUUUAGUGUCCAAGACAAUAGCAGAACGGAAAACAUGGGCUAAAUUUGGAGAUUCUCGUAAUGACAAGCCUGGACCCAAUAUUGCUACUACUAUACCUGCUGAAGAAAUACAGAUGCAAUUUAUGACUAGUAAGGAUGGUGACAAAACAGAAGAAAAUCCUUUAGACAAAUUGAAGAAUAUAAAUAUGAAUAUCAAGUGUCGUACAUGUGGUGGUGAACAUUGGUCUUUCUCGUGUCAUCUUAAGGGUACUGGGUUAGUGAUCGAAGACAAGAAAUUGGUACAAGAGAAAAUUCCUGAACCAGAGAAGAAUACAAGUACUAAUAGACCAUACAUUCCACCUUCAGCACGAGAAGGAGCCACAAAUACAGUUGGUAGGCGAGAUCUUUAUUCACGUGGUUAUGAUGAAGUACCCGCUAUUCGUAUUGAAAAUCUUUCUGAGAGUACAUCUGAAGCCGAUUUGAGUGAAUUGGUUAACAAGUUUGGACAAAUUGCUCGAUUAUUCUUGGCUUCCAAUAAGGUGACUGGUGCUUGCAAAGGUUAUGCGUUCGUUAAUUUCAAAUCCAUAAUAGAUGCUGAGCGAGCCAUCAAAGGUCUACAUGGAUAUGGAUAUGAUCAUUUGAUAUUAAAUGUUAGUUGGUCAACUAAUAAUUAUAAAAGUGCUGUCUAAAAUUUGAAUA